This is a messenger RNA of Liolophura sinensis, 1217 nucleotides long. Its product is annotated as procathepsin L-like. The record is from RefSeq and is a predicted model, not a curated record. Gene Ontology annotation, molecular function: cysteine-type peptidase activity. The transcript has 7 exons. Gene Ontology annotation, biological process: proteolysis. Lineage: Eukaryota; Metazoa; Mollusca; Polyplacophora; Chitonida; Chitonidae. The coding region runs from base 1 to 1002 and encodes 333 amino acids.
AUGGAACGUCUUGUUCUUGUUGUGCUGGUCACCAUGGCCACCAUAGCUCAUGUACAGUCAUUUGACAUCAACACAGAGUGGCUGUUUUUUAAAAGAAACUACAGCAAGAAAUAUGUCGGAGAUGAAGACAUGAAAAGGCGGUUGAUUUGGGAGAGCAACAUGAAGGUGAUUGAGAGACACAACUUGGAGGCAGAUAGGGGAGAGCACUCGUACUGGCUAGGGAUGAACGAGUACGGCGAUAUGACUUCUGAAGAGUUUGUGAGCCAGAUGAAUGGUUUUCGAAUAACCAACGAAACCAAGGUAACACCGUCUGAAGUGUUCACGCCCCCUGGUGGCCCACUGCCAGAACAUGUCGAUUGGAGAGAAAAGGGUUAUGUAACUCGGGUCAAAAGCCAGGGACAAUGCGGGUCGUGUUGGGCUUUCUCCGCAACUGGUUCUCUGGAAGGCCAACAUUUUAAGAAAACCGGGAACCUGGUGUCCCUUUCCGAACAAAACUUGGUUGAUUGUUCCACGGAAGGCAAUGAGGGUUGCGAAGGUGGUGCAUUUAUUCUAGCAUUUGAAUACAUUGCGAAAAACAAUGGAAUUGACAAGGAGGCAUCAUACCCAUAUGAGGCUAAACAGGCAAAGUGUCGCUUCAGCCGUGCCAAUGUUGGCGCCACCACCAAAGGACCUGUCCUCCUUAAAUCAUACGAAUAUGCGCUUCAAGGGGCUGUCGCCACUGUGGGUCCAGUUUCCGUGGGCAUCGACUCAAGUCACCUUUCCUUCCGGCUGUACAAGAGAGGGGUGUAUGACGAGAAGCAAUGUAGUGAGACAAUGAUAAACCACGCAGUGCUGGCUGUGGGAUAUGGAAUUGAAAAGGGGUUGUUGGGUAAAGGAAAAGAGUACUGGCUGGUGAAAAACAGUUGGGGAGAAAGAUGGGGUAUGAAGGGAUACAUCAAGAUGUCACGUAAUCGGAACAACCAGUGUGGAAUCGCCACACAAGCCAGCUUUCCAAAGGUUUGAAAUGACAGGACGCCAGGACUCAAACAGGAUGACAGCCAAUGGAAAACUGGAACGUCAUAACGAAAGGGAUCAUGGGCUGAAAAGUGCUCAAAAUUGUUAAGGUUGACUAUUCCUUGUUAGAAACAUAAGUAUCCUUCAUAUGAAUAUGUAAAUUGAACUGAUUUAAUGUAAUGCUUACUCUAGAUCAACUGUCUGUAAAAUUUUACUGACGUAGA